[Candida] anglica is the source of this 486-nucleotide messenger RNA. Lineage: Eukaryota; Fungi; Ascomycota; Pichiomycetes; Serinales; Debaryomycetaceae. The record is from the annotation of a GenBank genome assembly.
AUAAAUAUGGAGGGCUUCCCAAUACAAUGGACAACUUGUAGUUAGAUCAAAUAACAAGUUGAUUGAGAUGAAAUUUGUAUUGGGUUUAACAUUUGCAGCCGUUGUUGCUGCCCACGCUGGUCAUGACCAUGGGGCUUCUGAGUCAGCCGCACCUAGUGACGCCAUGGGAGAUAUGAACGGCCUGUCCAUGGAACAUGCUACCAUGAGCCAUGCCGUAUCCGGUUCUGAUUCAGCUGCCAGUGCUACCUCUACAGCUGGCUCCACUAGUUCAACUAGCUCCAAGUCAUCUAGUUCCACAGAAGCAUCAUCCUCUGCUGCCUCCUCUUCAUCCUCAAGCAAGGCUGCUGCAUUUGCACCUGGCGCAACCAAUCCAAUUGGUGCUGUUUUGGGAGCUCUUGCAAUUGCCUUGCUCUGAUUCUUUUUUGAAAAGGGCAAAUAUAAUUAGAUUAAAUAAAAGUUUUAUAGUAACAGCGCUUAUUCCUUAGA